AUGGCUCUCCUGUCAAUGGAGCAAGCAACGUGCCUCCUCUACCUGUCCAUGGCUCUCGUCUUCCCAUUCCUACUUCUUAAGCAGCUCAGGCGUCGUGGUCGCGGUGGCGUUAGGCUGCCACCAGGCCCGUGGCGGCUGCCGGUGAUCGGCAGCCUGCACCACCUCAUCGGCAAGCCGCUCGUCCACCGCGCCCUGGCCGACCUCGCCCGCAGCCUGGACGCGCCGCUCAUGUACCUCGAGCUCGGCGAGGUCCCCGUCGUGGUCGCCUCGUCCCCAAUCGCCGCCGGCGAGAUCAUGCGGGCGCACGACGCCACCUUCGCGUCGCGGCCGGCGUGGAACACGACCGUCAGGAUGGCGAACGCCGACGGGUACGGGCUGUGGUUAGCGCCAUACGGCGACCUGUGGCGGCAGCUCCGGAGGAUCAGAGUCUCGGAGCUGCUCGGCGCCCGGCGCGUCCAGUCGUUCCGCCGCGUCCGGGAGGAGGAGGCGGCCCGCCUCGCCGCCGCCGUCGCGGCGACCCCGCCGGGAGAGCCGGUGAACGUGGGCGAGCGCGUCGCCGCGGUGAUCGCCGACUCGACGGUGCGCGCCAUGAUCGGGGACAGGUUUGAGAGGCGGGAGAAGUUCUUCGAGGCGGUCGAGGAGCUGAACAAGCUCACCGCGGGGUUCAGCCUCGGCGAAGUGUUCCCGUCCUCGUGGUUUGUGAGCUUCAUUGGCGGCGGCGUAGCACGGCGAGCGUAUGCGAGCCACCUCAAGACCUUCGAGCUCAUCGAACAUGCCAUCAGACAACACGAGGAGCGGAGGGCCGCAAUCGUCCUCCUGAGAAUACAGAGGGAAGGUGGCCUCAGUGUUCCUCUCACCAUGGGAAGCAUCAAAUCACUUAUCUUUGAUCUAUUCGGCGCGGGAAGUGAGACAUCAGCAACUACCCUGCAAUGGGCCAUGUCGGAGCUCAUGAGAAACCCAAAGACGAUGAAGAGAGCACAAGCCGAAUUGCGCAGCGUUCUUAAUGGAAAGCCAAAAGUCACCGAGGACGAUUUGACACCAAUAAAGUACCUGAAGCUUGUUAGCAAAGAGACAUUGAGGUUGCAUCCAUCUGCACCACUUCUUGUCCCAAUAGAGUCCAGGGAGUCGUGCAAGAUCCUUGGAGAUCCUAAACAUUGGAAAGAUCCUGAAGAGUUCAAGCCCGAGAGGUUCGAGGAUAGUACAAUUGAUUUUAACGGCACAAACUUUGAGUACAUACCAUUCGGUUCGGGCCGAAGAAUAUGCCCCGACAUACUAUUCGCGCACUCAAACAUGGAACUUACACUCGCCGCACUCCUUUACCACUUCGAUUGGACUCUUACAAUCGGGGUGAAGCUGUCUGAGCUUGAUAUGACAGAGGAAAUGGGCCUCAGUGUUCGAAGGAAGAAUGAUCUGCACUUGCAUUCUGUUGUCUUUAAUUAUCAGUGA
Setaria italica (foxtail millet) is the source of this 1446-nucleotide messenger RNA. Its product is annotated as premnaspirodiene oxygenase. The record is from RefSeq and is a predicted model, not a curated record. NCBI's taxonomy places the organism in Eukaryota, Viridiplantae, Streptophyta, Magnoliopsida, Poales, Poaceae. Gene Ontology annotation, molecular function: monooxygenase activity; iron ion binding; oxidoreductase activity, acting on paired donors, with incorporation or reduction of molecular oxygen. The transcript is spliced from 3 exons. Bases 1 to 1446 code for a protein of 481 amino acids.